Messenger RNA from Sinocyclocheilus rhinocerous, 2012 nucleotides. RefSeq names its product epsin 3b (gene epn3b). Bases 233 to 1918 code for a protein of 561 amino acids. The transcript is spliced from 10 exons. The record is from RefSeq and is a predicted model, not a curated record. Lineage: Eukaryota; Metazoa; Chordata; Actinopteri; Cypriniformes; Cyprinidae. Gene Ontology annotation, molecular function: clathrin binding; phospholipid binding. Gene Ontology annotation, cellular component: plasma membrane; endosome; clathrin vesicle coat. Gene Ontology annotation, biological process: endocytosis.
GCGUGUGUAGAUGGCUCAUCUCACCCACAUCGCUGGAAACACUGCAGCAUCCGCGCGAUUAUUCUCGCACACAUCGACGGCAGUACUGUCGGAUCUCCCCGUGUUUCUCCUGUCGCUCUCUGGGUCUGUGUCCGUGGAUCGGUGUCGGUGUAGCGGGUCGCUGCUGCUCAGUGAGAUGCUGCAGCUCUGACCGUCUGGGAUCCGCCCCCUCGCUCACACUCUCGCUGUCGCCAUGACGACCUCGGCCCUGCGGCGGCAGGUGAAGAACCUCGUGCACAACUACUCGGACGCGGAGAUCAAGGUGCGCGAGGCGACCUCUAACGACCCCUGGGGCCCGUCCAGCUCGCUGAUGUCGGAGAUCGCCGAGCUGACCUUCAGCGUGGUGGCCUUCAGCGAGGUCAUGGCCAUGGUGUGGAAGCGCCUCAACGACCACGGCAAGAACUGGAGACACGUCUACAAGGCGCUGACGCUGCUGGACUAUCUGGCUAAGACAGGCUCGGAGCGCGUGGCCCAGCAGUGCCGCGAGAACGCCUUCACCAUCCAGACGCUGCGGGACUUCCAGUACGUGGACCGGGACGGGCGCGACCAGGGCGUGAACGUGCGCGAGAAAGCCAAGCAGCUGGUGGCUCUGCUGCGGGACGAGGAGCGUCUGAGGCAGGAGCGGGCGCAGGCGCUCAAGACCAAAGAGAGGAUGACGGCGUACCCCAGCAGACGCAGCAGCCAGCCCAGCAUGAACGCUCUGUACGGAGAGGAGUCCAGAGGAUCGCCCACCUCCUUCAACUCGUCCUCCUCGUCUCCCCGAGCGUCUGAUCUGGAGCAAACUCGACCGCAGACGAGCGGAGAAGAAGAGCUGCAGCUGCAGCUGGCGCUGGCCAUGAGCAGAGAGGAGCAGUGCAGCCGUCAGGGGGACGACGCUCCUCUGCAGGAGGCUCUGGAGGAGAGUAAGGGCGAGCGAGACCCGCGGCCUUCAGAGUCGGCCAUGAUCGAUCUGGUGGAUAUAUUCGGUCCCACGCCUGCCGCGCAGGUCAGCGAUGACCCCUGGGACGCCCCGCCCACCUGCUCCGUGAACUCUGACCCCUGGAAGUCUGUCGCUGUAGUUAAGUCUAGUAACCCGGUGGCUGAUAGUCCCUGGACGGCCCGCUCUUCCUCCAGUAGCCCCGCCCACCCAUGGGGAACCCACCAAUCACCUCCUGACCCCUGGGAUGCCCCGCCUUCAAACUCCACCUCUAACAUAGAUGAAAAAGCCUGGAGGAGCCCAGCGCGACCAGUGUCGAGUGUGAAGGACCCAUUUACUAUUCCAGAGGAGGAGGAGCUUAGAGUGGAGGGGGAGGAGCCUAUAGUGGAGCAGGCGGAGCCAAACCGAGUGUUCAGUCCUCGCUGUGAGAGUCCUGCAGAUGCCGAUCAGUUCGGCGAGUUGGUGGUGGGUGUUCAAGUGAACGGACGGGGGAAUGACAGUCCAGAGACCUUUGACCUCUCUCGUCUUGGGCCUCCUCAGGACGCAGUGAGCCCUAGACAGUGCCGGACCCCUGAGGCGUUCCUCGGCCCCACUGCUGCCUCCCUCGUCAACCUGGACACGCUCAUUCCCACCAACCCACCGGUCAAGAGCAAAAACCCCUUCCUGUCAGGUCUGAGCACACCAUCUCCCACAAACCCCUUCCACUGUGAGCAGCCCAGACUGACUCUGAAUCAGAUGCGUCCUCACUCCACGUCGCCGCUGCCGGCUCACGCUCUGUCCUACAGCGCCUCCCUCCCUCUGCCCGUCCUGCAGCAGAAGCCCCAGACUCUGCCCUCGUCCUUCACACAGCCGCCCCACGGCCUGCUGGACCUGCCCAGCAACCUGCCGCAGCCACUGCUGCCCCUCACAACCUCCACUCGACAAACACAGCACCCCGGCCAAAGCCACAACCCCUUCCUCUGAGGAACCGCAGUUUCCUCUGAAACCAUACUGAAACUGGAUUGCAGCAAUUCGGUUUCAGUGUGAACUGACUGAAAGGCUGACUUAAAGCCAAAAG